Globicephala melas (long-finned pilot whale) is the source of this 4442-nucleotide messenger RNA. It is a transcript of the gene CCDC77, whose product is annotated as coiled-coil domain containing 77. Gene Ontology annotation, cellular component: centrosome. NCBI's taxonomy places the organism in Eukaryota, Metazoa, Chordata, Mammalia, Artiodactyla, Delphinidae. The record is from RefSeq and is a predicted model, not a curated record.
CCGUGGCGCCGCGACGCCCGGUGGUUUGACUUGUUUUUCGGUUGGGCUCUCGGCGUCUGCGGCUCUGGGCGACGUGGGAAAGGACAGCAUGAACUUUACCCCGACGCAAUCUCCUGUCUGCAGAAAGCUGACGGCUCUCCCCAAGCAGGAGGCUGCCGGUGGCUUCAGUGGCCCCACCAGGUGGAAGGGGGUGUCUUUCUCCGAUUCCGUGCAGUCAACUCCCUUGCCUUCAGUGGAAGAUCGUCUGGCCGUCCUCUGCCCUUCUCAGGAGCUUCUAGAAUAUUACCAGAAGAUGAUGUCUGAGUGUGAGGCAGAAAACGAGGGCCUGUUGAAGAAGCUGGAGCUGUACAGAGAGGCCUGCGAAGGGCAGCAUAAACUUGAAUGGGAUUUGCAGCAAAGGGAGGAAGAGAUUGCUGAGCUGCGGAAAGCUCUAAGCGACGUGCAGGUCUGCCUCUUCCAGGAGCGGGAGCAUGUCUUACGCCUCUACUCAGAAAACGACCGACUGAGAAUCAGGGAGCUAGAAGACAAGAAGAAGAUUCAGAAUCUCUUGGCUCUUGUGGGAACAGACACUGGAGAAGUGACCUAUUUUUAUAAGGAGCCUCCCAACAAGGUCAGCAUUUUCCAAAAGACUAUCCAAGCUGUAGAAGUAAGUGAACAGAAUGAAUCUUCAGCUUUCAGAGCAGAUUCUAAAGGCAGCAGGAGAAAACCAGCAGUGAGACGGAAGGAGGAGAGUGCCCAGCUGCACCAGAGGGACGUGGAGACCCUCAUCCUGCAGGUGGAAGCGCUGCAGGCCCAGCUGGAGGAGCGGAGCAGGCUCUCGCAGGAGCAGGUGGCGGGGCUCGUGGAGGAGAGGCGGAUCCGCAUGGAGGAAGUGCAGGCUCAUCAGCAGAGGGAUCGGGAGAGAGUCGCAGAGCUCACCAGAAAUCUCCAUCAUGCCAAGGAACUGCUCUACGAGAGCACCAAAGACUUCUUGCAACUCAAAUUUGAAAACCAAAGUAAGGAGAAGUCCUGGAUGCUUGAAAAGGAUCAUUUGAUGUCAAAGAUUAAGCAAUACAGGGUGCAGUGUAAGAAGAAAGAAGAUAAAAGUGGAAAAGUUUGGCCAGUUCAUGAGAGCCAUUACAACCAAAAUGAAUACAUUAAGUCCCUGAAGGAAAAGAUAGUACAAGAGAAAAAGCUGUCCAGCAUGUACCAAGAGCAGUGCAUUUCCCUAGAAGAAGAACUUGCCCAAAUUCGUGAGGAGGAGGGAGUGAGGAGAGAGAUCUUUAAGGAUCGCACCAACAAGAUGGGGAGGCGUCUACAGGUCAUGACGAAACGCUACGAGGCCUUGGAGAAACGACGUGUCUUGGAAGUAGAAGGCUUUAAGACAGAUAUUAAGGCUCUCAAGCAAAAACUGAAAGACUUGGAGCAGAUGCUCUAUAAGGCAACACUUAACACCCGGGCAAACCAGGAUCUUGCCAUCCUGUGUGAGGUUCGUGACAGCAACAGACGGGCACAUAGAAUACAAGGAGAACUGAAGAACCUCAAGUCCAAAGUAUUCAGCCUGGAGAACGAACUUAGACUCUGUUGAUGUUUACUUUUUAGGACUGGCACACGUCUGGAGUAGGUCUGCUUCCUGAAAUGUGAGGAAAAGGUCACCUUCUCCCAGAAACCGUAGGCACAGAGUUGUCUAGGGUAGUGGUACCCAUUAUUAUAAAGGCAAGGUAAAGAUGAGCUUUUUUUGCAUCCUAAGCUUUAUGAUUUUUUGCUGUCCUGUUAACCUUUUCUGUGUUUUUUUUUGGGGGGGUGGGGCUGGGGGUGUGAUUUGGUCUGGAUUAUAAUCUGAAUUAUUUACAGACUUUCCCACAUUAUUUCUCCCAUUUAUAACGACAGGGUUGUUUUUGUUUUUGUUUUUUUUAAGAGACAAUGACAAAAAAGAAAGCGUUUGUGCUGUGAGCUUGGCUGAGUGUUAGUGGGAGGAACGCCCACCCCAGGAGAUAAAGACUCUGGUCUCAGUUUGCCUUUCUCCUGGGCAGAGGGCAAAGGCUGCAAAUCACAGCCUGUCAAACGCGAAUCGGCCGCAGUUCUGUCAGCCCUGAGCUGUAGGGCCUGAGUUCCUUUCUGGACACCCCAUCUCAGGAAGUUUCACCAGAGGGCACCAGAGGCCCUACUCUUAAGCAAAAUGUUUGUCUGGGAAACGAAAGGUGCCACUUUGGUAAGCAUGAGUGAAACUUCAAUGACCCUUGUAUGAAAAUUUCAGUGUUUUACCAGUACUAUGGUUCUUUUUUUUCUUUUUCGUUACGCGGGCCUCUCACUGUUGUGGCCUCUCCCGUUGCGGAGCACAGGCUCCGGACACGCAGGCUCAGCGGCCAUGGCUCAUGGGCCCAGCUGCUCCGCGGCAUGUGGGAUCUUCCCGGUCUGGGGCACAAACCUGUGUCUCCUGCAUCGGCAGGCGGACUCUCAACCACUGCACCACCAGGGAAGCCCCAGUACUAUGGUUUUUUAAAAAUAAUGUAUAUAUUUUAAUUUAACUAUUUUUCAAUAAAAUAUAUAUUUGAAAAUAUUCUAUUUGAGUUUCCUAUAAUCGCUUGUUAAAACCACUUUUAUACUUUAUUGAUGACUCAGUUUACUUACCUAGUCCAUGGUUUCUACAGUGCUCUACAAGUAUUAAAGUUCUCCUAAAUGCAUCCCUUGAAAUCGUCUCGUUUUGGAGGUAGCAAAGAUAGUGUAAGAUGACGACACUAAAACCGUAUCCAUCUUUUCCAUCUCUGUCCUUCUUCUAGGCAAAUAGCUGUGCACUUGGGGCAGAGUCGUUGUGAAUGUACCUGGACAGCCUCUGGGAAUUCAGUUGGUCUUGGCUUAGUAUAGCAUCAUUCUGUUGCCCACGACGAAGGAAAGAACUCAGCGUUUCAUAUUUGUGUUAAGGAAAAGUGGUGAUUAAACUGUCAGUAGGAGAUACUGCUUUUUCUUUUUCCCCAAAGCCUAUGAUAGCAGAUCAAGCGCCUUUCGCUGAUAAACAGACGGAUUCCCAGAGGGACCAGUCCUGGGCUUCAGAGGCAUGUACGUCAGUGGGCGGUGCUUCCUUUUGUCCUAAUAACACUUGAGGCCUUAGCUAUCCAUCACUGUUGCUGUUUGAUGCUGGGCAAAACAAAAAGGCUUAUCAAAUCACAGGAUUUCAGAAUAAGAAGGAAGCUUAGAGAUUUUAUUUCAUAUGCGACUUAGGCCUCCCCCCACUGGGUUCAGCAGUGAGUCAAUAACGUUUCUAGCACCCUGGCCUCAAUUCCAGCGACGUUCGUCGGUCUUCAUAUUAACCACACACUAGUGUAGCCGCUCUCUAAACCUCAUUGUCAGUUAAAGCUACUCCGUCACCAAGAGGCAGUAAAGAGUAGUGGGAAGAGCACAGGCUUUGGAGACUCACAGAUGUAGGUUCCGUCAUGCCUCUCACUAGAAUUCCAGGCUCCAGUCUCUACCUAAACAAUGGAGAUCAAGCUACCUGCUUAAGCAGCGUGACUGAGGAUUAAGAAAGAGAAAAUAUAGUAGCGGGAGUAUGUGAAGAAUUCUUACAACUCAGCGAUAGAAAACAACACAGAAAGUGGCCCAGGGAUCCAAAUAGGCAUUUCUCCAAGAAAAUAUACAAGUGGACAACAAGCCCAUGAAAAGAUGCUCAACAUUAGUUACUAAAGAAGUGGAAUCAACAAUGAGAUGCCACUUCACACCAACCAGGAUGGCUAGAAAAAACAAGACAGUACUGCCAGCAAGGGUGUGGAGAGACUGGAAGCCUCACGUAUUGCUGGUGGGAUUGUAAAAUGGUGCUGCCACUUUGGAAUGCAGUCUAGCAGUUACCAUAAGUUAAACACGCACCAAACGGGAAGGGAUGAGGAGGGAUAAAUUAGGAGUUUGGGAUUAACAUAUACACACUACUAUAUAUAAAAUAGAUAACCGGGAUGUCCCUGGUGGUGCAGUGGUUAAAAAUCCGCCUGCCAAUGCAGGGGACACAGGUUCGAGCCCUGGUCCGGGAAGAUCCCACAUGCCGCGGAGCAACUAAGCCCUUGCGCCACAACUACUGAGUGCGCUCUAGAGCCCACGAGCCACAACUACUCACGAGCCUGUGUGCUACAACUACUGAAGCCCGCGCGCCUAGAGCCCGUGCUCCACAACAAGAGAAGCCACCGCAAUGAGAAGCCCGCACACCGCAACGAAGAGUAGCCCCCGCUCGCCGCAACUAGAUAAAGCCCGCGUGCAGCAACAAAGACCCAACGCAGCCAGAUAUAAUAAAUAAAUAAAUUUAAAAAAAAUAAAAUAGGUAACCAACAAGGACCUGUAUAGCACAGGGAGCUAUACUCAAUAUCUUGUGAUAACCUAUAAGGGAAAAGAAUCUGAAAAAAAUACAUACAUAUUCUUACAUAUAUAUGUAUGUAUAACUGAAUCACUGUGCUGUACACCCUGAAACUAACACAACAUUGUAA